UUGAUCUAAGAGUCACAUUGAAAGUCAAAAAGACAAUUUGACAAAUUCCAAUUAGUGGAAUUGAUGAAAGAAGAUGCAUAUUUUAAAGGAUUUUAAGACAAAAUUAACGGAAGAUCUUGGGAAAGUCGUUAGAAUAAAAGAAGAGAGCCACGUCAAAGGGACCAGUGCACACUUAUCGCCGGAAGAUGCAAAGCGAAUUGAAAGAGAUCAACUGUCUUCUAUCGACGAAGAAGCAGCAGACUGGUUAAAGCAUAACGCAAAGAGAGGAGGCUAUUCGGUUGAUUCUGAAGACCCAAAAGAUAUUAAAAUUCUCUAUACCAGUAAAAAACUCCAUUGGACAGAUCUCGUCUCCAACAUUGUUUUACUGACCGACGAUCAAUUCUGGAGGAUAACCCUUCUUGCCUUCAUAUACACGGAUUACGUGGUCAAGAUGUAUCAGAUAUGCUUUAUCAAAAAAAAUACUAACAACACUGUUUUUUUGAUAGAAGUGCUGACUGAUAUCCUUUUCAUUUCCAAUUAUAUAUGCUUGGUAACGAUUUUUUUCUGGAAGAGACUCGAGCUGUUGGUUCGCCGCAGGUGCAGCAUCUACAAAUUGGCCUUUGAUGGCUUGCUCCUCUUGCCAUAUCAUAUGAUCUAUUAUUUCGUUAAAAAAGAAGAAAAAGUAUCUUCUGUGUAUGCUGGUUUGGCUUCAGUCUCAUUCCUAAGGUUGUAUUACUUUGAGGAAUAUUUCAACGAGAAGGCAAAUAAUGCAGGAGCUCAACAUCGGAAUUACUUCGUGGUGAAAUACAUCCUCUAUUUGUUCUGGUUCACUCACACAAUUGCGUGCAUUUUAUAUCUUCUGGCUUGUCCCUUCGAAUGUGAACAACCCACUGGAUGGGGCUAUGUUGUUAAGACUAAGGAACCAACAUAUGCCUGGUAUAUAUUUGCUUCAUAUAUGGCAUUCAUGUGUUUAUCAAACAGUGGAUUUGCAGAGUUCAUUGCCACGAACCAUUGGGAGAGGAUAGUUAUAUGUAUCACUAUGUGCUGUGGUUUUGUCGUUACAACAUUGGUCCUAAUAGGUGCCCUGAGUUCAGAUACUGUAAUCAAGUUGUUCCGUCUUGCCAACAUUAGAAUUCAGCUCAACGCCAUAAAAAAGCACCUGGAGUUGAUUGGCAUGGAAGACACCGAAAGUGACCAAAUUAUGAGUUACUAUCGUCUGUUUUGGAAUAAGAAAAAGGGGGUGAAAUAUGCCAGUGCCAUGAAUCUCUUACCUCUACCGUUAAAAAUGGAGAUAUCAUUCGAUAUCAAUUACUAUUUGCUGCAGUGUUCACUUUUGUUCAGAAGUAAACCGGAACCCUUCUUGAGAACGCUGUCUUUGAACAUGAAGCACGAGUUUUUCCAACCCGGGGAGAUAAUCUUUAAAUGGAAUGUGAUCAAAUACAAAAUGAUUUGCGUAGCUUCUGGAAUUAUCGAAGUACUUUCGGAUGAAGAUUACGAAAGUCCCAUAAUAUCUUUUGGUAAAGGUUCUGUACUGGGAGAAGCUGCUCUGAUUUUGAAUCUACCCUCAAAAACCACAGUUCGAGCAGCAAAUUAUUGCGAGUUGCAGGUGCUGUACAAAGUUGAUUUCGUGCAAAUCAUCAAGUUGUUCCCCGAAAUCUACCUCCAACUAAGAGAAGCGAUACUAUCAAGAAUAGACAAUUUCAGACAGGACGAGUACAAGCUUGAAUUCGUCUCAAAAUUCACGAGUCUCAACCUUUAUGUAUCACAAAAAAUGAAUCUGUCAGCCAUCAAAAGGGUUAAAAAGAGACUUUUGGCAGAGCCAUUCGAAGACAUCAUACCGGAAGAUCAUCAUGCCUGUGAUCUUUAUAAAUACGCGGAAAACGUGAAGAAAAAAAAAGGCAGAUAUAUCGCUCUAACCGAAAAGUUUCCCUGGGUUUUAUCACCGCACUCUUCAUUUUCAAGGGUUUGGGAAUUCAUUAUUUUAUUCGAUGUUCUUAUCAUCGCUUUCCUUUAUCCUUACUUCAUCUCGUAUCACAGGGGAUUUCCGUACGCAGUGGCCAAUGCUUCUUGGAUUCUCGAGUUAUUCUAUUUCGCCGAUAUUUACAUAAUUCUGACAACGGCAAUAGAAGGAAAAGACUAUAUCAUCAAUAAGUUCUCUUUGUUGCUUCACUACCAUUUGCGAUCAUUCAAAUUCCAUUUGGAAUUGCUAUCAACCUUUCCGAUAGAAUAUUUCUUCUUCAGAAGUAGCAAUCAGAUAUUUUUCACAAUGAAGUUGAAUCGUCUGCUGAAAUGCUACCGAAUUUAUACUUUUUUCAAAAAAACCGAAACUCAGUUCCUGGUUGCCAACAUUUUAGCUUUGAGGUUGAUCAAAUACGCCAUAUAUAUUAUUCUCGUUAAUUAUUGGUACGGUAUUUUGCUUUAUUCGAGUACUUGUUUCUCGCCGUUCUGCACCAGAGAUGGCUGGUAUAGAACACACCUGAUAUCUGAUCAAAAAAUGAAAUUAUCUAGCCCGUGUACUAGUUAUCCUACUCUGAUGUCCACCUAUUUUGGACUCACGGUAUUAUCUACAUUAGGCUUCGAUGAUAUAACUCCAGGAAACGUUCAAGAUAUGGUCCUAGUGAUAGUCGGAGUUGUUAUUGGAAUAUUCCUAUUUGGAUUCUGCACAUCAGAACUGGCAGCUACCAUAACAUACCACAUUCAGAUGAAGAUCGAUUUCCAAUCCCAAAUGUUUGCAGUUGAAAAAUUUCUUAUCGAUAAUAAGAUGAAGCAAAGCAUUAGAUAUAGAGUGAUGAGGUAUUUCGAGCUGCAAUGGUACUAUAACAAAGGGGUGUAUUUUUGGAAAAAAUGCCUUUUCCACAACGCUACAACGAAGAUUCAGAAACAAGUUACAUUCAAGGAGAGACUAGAAAUUCUUUCUCAUGUGCAGUUUUUCAAAGAGGCCGAUGAAGAGUUUGUGGAAUUGAUAGCUACUGGAGCCAGAACUAUAGUCCUUCCACCUGGAGAGAUAGUAACAUAUGCUGGAGGGUCGAGCAGAGAUAUGUAUAUCUUACAAAAAGGAUUCUGUAGCAAGGAAGUUGAACCUGGAUUGGAGGAGACUCUAUCUCCUGGUGAGCAAUUUGGAACAAGAAAUAUUCUUCUUGGUUGGCCGAAUCUCUACAAAAUUACCACCAUAACCCAUGUGAAGUUGAUAGCUAUUAGCGAUACUUUGUAUUAUUCAGCAAUAUCACUAUUCCCUCAACAGAAUGCCCUCAUUCAAAAAUCACUUCCUCCAGAGAAUAAAAAGUUAUUAGCAGAUUUGCGGGCCAACUGGACCAAAUGGGAUUAUAAAUUGUCUGCGACCACUGCUGACGAAAUAAAAAAGGAAAAACUGAAAUUCAAGGCAUGGCUAGUGAAGGCAAUUAAAGAAUCCUUCAUCUACGUACCUGAUUACUGUUACAAAAACGAUGAAGAUUAUGAAGAGCCAUUCGAACGGCUUGGAUUCUUUUAUAGACUGAAAUACAUUUUACUCCCGAUUUGCAUUCUACCCCAAGGAUGGUUUCUAAAAAUAUGGAUGGGGAUUAGAAUCACUACCACCAUUCUUUAUGCACUUUUGAUUCCAUUUCAGCUGAUACAAGCUCCGUAUAUUCCACAAUUAGACCCAUUGAUGAUUAUAUUAGAUCUCAUCUCUUACAUUGAUCUAUACCUGAUGCUUUUCGUCGGUUACUAUGGCGACGUCAAUCAGCUGAUCAUUCAUUCAUGCAAAACCUCUGCCCACUAUUUGAAAGGAUCAUUUUUCCUGGACGUCGUCCUGUGCUUUCCUUGGGAACUGAUGGUGAAAUUCUUGGUUCCUGAACAUAAUGAAGGUCACUCAGAUUUCGGACAUAAGAUGAGCCCGCAUUGGAUGCACUGUAGUGUUAGAUUGAUCAAGAUCUUUCAAGCAUACAGACUUCCGAGUGUAUUUGAUUAUCUUGAGAGCAAUAUACGGACGACUGGUUUAUACUUGUCUAUCCUCAAAUUCGUACCGUUUACAAUAAUAUUUUUGAACGUGUGUGCCGCUCUCAUGAUGAUCACUAGUUGCAAAUAUUAUCAUAUAACAGAACUGGAUCCAAAAUACAUUGUAGGCUCAAUAGCAAAACCCCCAGGAAUGGGAAUGAAAAAAAUUAGGGAAUACACCAUGUUUUGCAAGAGGGACUCCUGGAUAGAAAGAUCAUUAUAUCAAGAGUAUCAUACACCCCAGUCCAUUUAUAUGAUAGCAAUAUAUUGGGCUACAUCUACUCUGGUGGGUGCUGGUUUUGGUGAUUUGACUGCUCAAUAUAUAGAUCACCUUAUUAUCAUUUGUAUAAUGACGAUGUGUGGCGUAUUUUUCUUCGGAUAUGUUUUCGCCUAUAUAUCGAGUUAUACUUCUGACUUGCAAAGUGUGUAUUCAAUAUACCAAGGUAUGGUGACAGAAAUGAAGAAGUAUUUUCAAAUAGAAUCGAUAUCGAAGAUGGUCAGGGAAAUCAGCUUGUCGAAUGCUUCAUACAGAUGGAAGAGAAGCGAGGGAAUGGAGCCCAAUAAAAUACUUUCCAUUCUCCACCCUGCCCUACACGAGGAUUGCAUGCUUCAUUUAUACGAAAAUACAUUAAAAGAAAUUCCUCUUUUUGAAGGGGUGGAUAGAACCUUCUUCAGGAUAAUUGGGAAAAGUUUGAGGGAACGAUAUUAUAUAAGAGGAUCUUAUAUAUUCAGAGAGGAUGAUGUAAUCGAUACGAUAUUCAUUGUUCAUAGAGGAAAGCUGGAGAUCAAAUUCUAUCACAACUUUUAUGAAGAAAUGGUUACUUCCAUUGGAGUUGGAGGUAUGCUCGGAAAUAUUGGAAAUCAUGUGAAAUCUAGAAUGCUCUCUACAGCCACAGCUUUGACCAAUAUGGAUACUUUGUACAUGAAAACAGAAGACUUCUAUCGUAUUUUGAAUAGAUAUCCGGAAAUCAAGGAUAAGAUUGCCAUGUCGUUCGCCAGAGAGGAACACAAAGACUUUUGUAUACCCAUAACUAUGAUCGAUGAAGAGUCUGAUUCUUUUCCAGAUAUACCUUCUGAAACAUCAGAAGAUAAUGAAGAUGAAUCUUUGAAACCUAUUUCUUCAUUCGAAACCUCUCUAUCAGAAUCCUUGGGAUAUGACCAGAAGUCGAAGAUGAGUGGAGGAGACCUGAAACCACAGAAGAGACUCAAAGUAGCAAAAACUGAACUCAUUACCCUUCUCUUCAUAUUAACCCCCAAAAGGUGGUUUAAUAUGGUAAUAUUACCGGAAUCGAAAGUCUUAUAUGUAUUAGCUCUACUUUGUGUAAUUUGUGGAUACCUUAACUUCAUAGUAGUGACAUACCAGUUUGCUUUUCAAGAUUUUAACUUCAUGUUAAUUUUAAUUAUGGUGAUUAUCGACUUAGUGCAUCUUUGGAAAAUAUUCAUGGAACUUCACACAGCAUAUUUAAAUCGUUUCAGCGAUUAUGUAACCGAUAAUAAGAGGAUAAAGAGAAAAUAUUUCUCCAGAAAGACGAAGAGGAUAGUUGACUUUGUGGCAAAUGCUCCAUUUCCUUAUGCGGCUUUCCUUUUGCCAAUUAUAUUCGGAAUUGAGCCAUACACUACAUUCUCCGUUCUGAAACUUUGCACUCUGUUGAGAAUUUGGGACGUUAAAGAAUUUUUCAGUUGCAAAAGGACAAACUUGAUGGUGAAUCGUUUGGUGCUUAAGCUAUUCUCUAUUUUCGUUUGGAUAGGCUUGAUGGUCCAUUUAUUUUCGUGUGUUUGGUACAUGUUUGCCUGUCCAAUAUUUGUUUGUUACACAGAUUCCUGGGCUAAAAUUUUCUACGAACGUCCAAGGUCACAAUUUGAGAUGUACGUCAUCUGUGUAUAUUUCAUUGUUGGAGUAUCAACAAACACUGGAAUAGGUGACAUAUCGCCAAAAAGAUACAUAGAGAUAAUUUUCCUGAUAAUAUUGAUGUUAACAGCCAAGUUUAUGAUAGGAAUAUUCAUCGGUAUUGCUGCCAAUAUCGUGAGCUUACAUUCGUCCUUUCUAACCAGAUAUGAGGAGAGAAUAUAUGAAUUGAGAGACCAUUUGCUCAAUGAAAAUGUAAGUGAUCAUCAAAUGGAGAAGAUGUGGAAUUAUGUCAAGCAACUGUGGACUAAGAGAAAUGGUAGACAGCUACCUAGAAUAAUAACUGAAACAAUUUCUUAUACGAAUCAAUGUACCCUAAAAUACGAUGUUUAUGGUGAAGAACUUCGUAAUUCUUACUUAUUUCAUAAUUUGCAAGAACCUUUUUUGAGACAACUCUCAAAUUAUAUUGUGCCAGUAAUGUUUUUCCCUGGAAAUUAUAUUGUUCAACAUGGCGAUUCUGAUCAGUCCAUGUAUUUUGUUCAUCAUGGCCAGGUUGAUGUACUGACAGUGCAUUCAAAUUUAACUGAAACAAUUCACGAUAUACUUCAUGAAGGUGAAAUGUUUGGGCUUCCCCAAGGAUUAUUUUAUGGAAUACCACAUCACUUUUCAUUCAGAGCUAGAACCACAGUUGAUAUUGGAGUCUUAACUUUGAAGGAUUGGACGGAUAUUAUGCUUUUAUUCCCGAGAGCGAAGGAAAUAAUAUAUAAGAGAGCUUUGGCUAUUUAUACAAUAUUAUAAUGUUUCAUAUAUUUGAUAGUUUAUAAACCAUAAAAAAGAAACCUGCACUUCACUAUAAUUUUUUGUUAUGAAUAUAUCAUGAAUUAAACUUUUGAAACCA
Molecule: messenger RNA, 6695 nt
Organism: Harmonia axyridis
Lineage: Eukaryota; Metazoa; Arthropoda; Insecta; Coleoptera; Coccinellidae
Exons: 23
Coding region: 74-6595 (2173 amino acids)
Molecular function (GO): protein-containing complex binding
Source: RefSeq, a predicted model, not a curated record